UCUCUCUCUCUCUCUCUCUCUCUCUCUCUCUCUCUCUCUAUGUCUCUCUACCUAGCUCUGUCUAUCUCCGAGGAGGAUGAGGAGGAGGAGGGUACUUUCUCCCCGGCAGAGCUGGCUGAGUCCCUGUCGUCUUUAAAACCGCAUCAAGUGAUGGUGAUUGGUUCCGUGGUGUUGAACCAGAUAGUGGUGGGACUUGCGGUGUCCUACCUGAGCGUCCUGAUGUGUGGCAUCGGUGUCCUGAUGGCGUGGCGUGGCUUCUCUCCCCUCCGCCAACUGCCCACCUUCCACUGGGUGUGCGCCGAGUUGGCGCUCCACAUAACUCUCACAGAGUUUUGCACAGCCGCUUGUUUUAUAAGCACAUUCACAAGCAGCACCACGAGUGGACGGCUCCAAUCUCAGUUACCGCCAUCUACUGUCAUCCCAUCGAGCACACAUUCAGCAAUCUGUUGCCGCCCUUCUUCGGGGUAAGCUCCAGCAUAGAUACACAACAUAUCCCAUGGUGUUGUGUAUCAAGUUCAGAUGAUACUGUAUCAUGUGUAGUGAUACUGUAUCAUUCAUGGUGAUACCAUAGAGAAAACAUAGCAUAAGAACAUAUCCCAUGGUGUUGUGUAUAAAGUUGGGAUGAUACUGUAUCAUGUGUGGUGAUACUGUAUCCAAAAUGUGGUGAUACCAUACAGAAAAUAAAGCUUGAGGGUGGUUGCAGACGAACCACAUUCGUAUGUAGGAUGUGGGACCGUCAUACCACAGAUCAAUAUGACUAAACGCCCUAACGCAGAGAGACUUUCACACUACAUUCGAGAAAACGCUCAUUAGUGCAACACUAAUGUUAAGGUGUGUACAGAUAUACGCGCCGCGAACAUGAGCAAUUCACUUUUAAUCAGCUGAUGCCAAGCUUUUUAUAUCUUUACCUUACCGUUUCUGUAAAAAUGCAGAUAUAGUCAGGUGAUUAAAAGUGAAUAGCUCAUGUUCGCGGCGCGGAUAAUGUUCAGGUUGUAGGUUAUGUUGAGGUGAUUUCAUAAUAGUUUUUCAUCAUGAUAAAAUUUGUAGAACCAAUAUUGAUAUUGUGGAAUCUUUCCAUAAUAGAAAAAACUAUUUGAAAUUGUCAAAUUCCACUUUAAUAAACACAAAGUUCACAGGACAUGAAAUCAUGUAAAUCGUGCUAACUUUGUGUUUAUUAAAGUGUAGUUUGACAACAAUUAUUGUCAAUUUGAAAUUAUUUCAAAUAGCUUUUUUCAAUUUUUCAUAUAUUUUUCAUUUUCCCAUGGAACACCACUCUAGAUCUUCGGUUCAAGUUUUUGGCGCGCACUUUUGAAAUUAAUUUCCAUCAAAGAGUGUCGUAGAGUAACUGCGAAAAUUGACAAAGGCUGAUUCAAAGCAAUAGUACAAAUUCAAAUCAAGUAGCUGGUGCUGGUGCCAGAUGAAAGAAUACUUUAUAAGUUCUAGGUUGGCUAUGUUGUAAAUGGAAACUUUUUUUUAUUGUUGUUAUUAUCAUUAUGUUGUCAGGACAGGUGAUUUUCCAUAAUAGUUCAAUAGACAAUAGUUGAGCUGGUAUUGCAGAAUGAUUCAAUGUGGAGAAAGCUGAAGAUAGCUUGUUUUGCCUGCGCAUGCGCAGAGAAGCAAGCAGACUACAAUUCAAUCGACCAAUGAGAGCUCUUCAAAUGUUAAUUGUCACAAUUUACCAGGCUUCGACUGUGGGGCAGGAAUUUGUUACUGGAACUAGUUUCUGGUCAAAAUUGUUCCCAUGGGACACGGAACUUUUUCCCGGGUAAAUUGUGAAUCUUACAAUUUACCACCUUUCAUUUUUCCAGAAUGGGCCCAAUAUGAAGUACACAUUAAAGUACCAAUUACAAUUAACUACCGAGCUAUCUAAUAUAACCUACAAAUUUGAGGUAAAAUUCAAGGGAACACUAUCACAGCGACUGCGAUUGUAGUACAGAAGCUAGGGGGAAGCGUGGUGCUCAAACCAGUGGUACCACAAUCGCAAGGAAAAUAAUCGUUACCACAACGCACAACGCCAUGUGGAAGUAUCAGUGCCACUGCCAUGCCUGCCAAUGCAUUUCAUAUGCGCUGCGUUUGUGGUACCACAGAAGGAAAAUAGUAGCUCCCACUCCCACAUGCGAUUGUGGUUCGUCUGCAACCGCCCUAAUAAAAUAUUCCAUGGUAUUGUGUACAAGUUGAGAUGAUACUGUAUCAUAUUCUGUUAAUACUGUAUCAUUCAGGGUGAUACAGUAUCAUUUUGUGGUGAUACUAAUAAAUAAAUAAUUUUAUUUCCAUCAUAAAAUAAUUUCACUUGACAUUCAUUUCAAGUUUUGGAAAUUAUAUGACCACUUUGACAAGUUGUGUGGUCAUUACUGUAUCAUUAAUGGUGAUACCAUACAGAAAAGAUAGCAUAAGAAGAUAUCCCAUGGUAUAGGUCGUUUAUGUUCCAAAUUGCAUGCCGAUUUCUUGUUUGCUCAAGCCGAUUACUGUCGACUACUGUCUAUGUUUUAAUUCGUAUUUUCUUUUUUCUGUAUGUAUGUAACGCAUUUACGGCCAAACGCGUUGUUAGAAUUCUAUGAGAUUUGGCAGGAAUAUUCUUCCUUUUUUAACUGCGCGUCGAUGUAUACACAAGACUUUUUGAAAUUUUUCAUUUUGAGGAUAAUAUAAAAGGAAAAGUAAUCUCCUCCAUACUACGAUAUCACUAUAUAUAUAUCAUCUACUCUGAAGAUAGGAUUAAUCAGCUUAUAGAAUUAUUCAUAAUCAAUCAGCUGACAAGUGGAUUAUUCAUUGCAUGCAUUACACAGAUGUCUGGAGAAGCCGGUCAACAAGUGACACCAGAUACUUGUGGAUGAGAAAACUGCGUGAGGUCUACUGUUCACAGAACUACUAGUAUUACUAUUUUGGCCGGGUGAGAGUGUAAGAACGGCACAAUAUGAGAGACUAGUAGCGUCACAUAGCUCCACGAAAAAAACUACCAGGACUCUCGGCUUGAGUUAACAAUGACAUUUGACGCCCUAUACUUUGAGAUAUCUUUCUAACGCUCUAAUGCUAUCUUUCCUCUAUGGCUCCAUUCCAUUCUUUAUUAACGAGCGUAGCCUCGACUAUAGUGAGGUCCACGUUAUUAUGGCAGUAUUUGAUUAACAUUGUUGUUGCUAUCCUUGUCUAUCAUUCGACAAAGCAGAUAGCGCUAUUCUCCACCACCUCCGCAAAGUUCCCAGAUCGUUUUUUAAUAAUGUAGAAAUAUAAUCAAUCAGCAAAAUAUUCAAUCACAAUUUUAUUUAAUUAUUGAAAAAAAAUUGAAAACAUCUUGAGAGCGAGUUCUUCAGCCCGGGGAGCUCACUAGUUUAAGGGCAGAGACACACGAGGCAGUUUCUCAUACGAGUAGACACGGCAUGACAUUACAGGAAGCUCUCUGAUUGACUGAUUCUCGAUACGCCAACCCAAUUACAGAAUCGGAGAGCUUUCUGACAAUAUCAGCAGCAUCUUGAGAGCGAGUUCUCCAGCACGGGGAGCUCACUAGUUAGAGGGCCGAGACACACGAGGCAGUUUCUCAUAAGAGUAGACACGGCAUGACAUUACAGGAGGCUCUCUGAUUGACUGAUUCUCGAUACGCCAACCCAAUUACACAAUCGGAGAGCUUUCUGUCCUGUCGUGCCGACACGUCUGAAAAAACGCCUCGUGUGUUUCAUUGAACGAAUAAAUUCGGAAUUCUUCAUCUUGUUUGUGAUUUAAUAAAAUAGCAGUUCAUCGAAUGUGGAGUUGAAUGUAAAUUGCUGUAAAUUUGUACUGAAUCAUAUUAGUUUCAAGAAGUGAUUGAUUAAUUGGUACAGUCUGAGUCUUAAUUUAAUUUAGUCCAAUUUAAGUCACCAUGAAUACAAAAAUAAUACAAGGUUGUGACAGACAAAAACAAUAACUAUUAUUUCUAAAUAAAAAUUGAAAUAUAUUAGCCAAUUUUUGUUUAUUUUAGAACGCUAGUCUUUCAAAUCGAUUUCAUUGUUCAUCCUGUGUUGAAAUUCAAUUAGUCUGUAAGCUGUGCGAACCCUUCACCUGGCUUCAAGAUGUCCGUUGGUCUCGCUGGCAGAUUUAAAAUAAUACAAUUAUUUUUCACUUCCAUCUCUCUUUAGAUAGUCGUAGAGUUAUUGAAAAGUGUUUUAAAAUUCAUAAAAUAUCAGAGGGAUUUUAUCUUAAUUAGAAACAUGCUCUCCGAUAGGGGAAACAAGUUUUCUGGUAGUGAAAUUAUUUUGAAGUUUAUUUGUAAAGUUAUCAAAGUAAUUCAAGCCAUCUUGAAAUUUGGUUAGUUGAUGGAAGGUCAAGGUGCCGGUUGCACAAAAGCCGGUUAAAUUUUAAUCAUGAUCACGAGAACCAAUCAGAAAAGCCGUCUUAUCAAAAAGACUUUGUGUCAAACGUAGCUCUCUGAUUGGCUGACAAGGUGACUGUUGCAGAGUGUUACGGCUUGUCAAUGACCACGUGACCGAAAUGCCGCUCGGUGAUUUAGAAAUUAAGAACUGGUCGAAUUAAUUAUCGUAUCAUUACUGUAACUGAUAUUACUCUUCCUUGAGUACAAUAAAUAUCAGAUUUUUUCAUUAAAAAUCUAUAAGGAUUAAAUAGUAUUGUGUUCUAAAAUGAAAAGGCUGUCAUAGCGAAAAAACUGUUAGGACACUUGAUAAUAAAUUCAUGAAUCACAUUCAUUCAGGAUGAUAAGGUUCAUCAUACUAGGAGUAUAAGAAAAUAAAUGCCCGGUUGCACAAAAGCCUGUUAAAUUUUAAUCAUGAUUAAAUGUCACGAGAAGGCUUCUCCGAAGAUAUAAGGCUUCUUUGAUUAGUUCAAGAGGGAUUUAAUCACGAUUCAAAUUGAACAGGCAUUUGUGCAACCAGGCCUUAAUGUUUUAAAAAAAAUGAUAAAGCAUCAUUAAAUAGAAUUACAAAAUAUUUUAUUUCCUGAUGAAACAUUCAAGAAGCACCUGCCUGUCAACCUCAACUGGAGGUAUCUGAAAUCACCUUUCAAUAAAAUUGCAGCACCUACGGUAAGUUUAUUGUAGCACAUUUAUAUAAAAGAGAUUUUAAAAAAAGCUCUACAUUUCCGUUACUUCAUUAGGCUUUUACAGUUACUAUAAAAGCUUACAGUUACUGUUACGGUACAUGAGGUAUAUAGUUAAUGACUUGAUAGAUUAACAUUACCAACAACAAGUUGAGUCAAAGACUAAAAAUUAAUGACUACAGUAAUUGAAUAAUUCAAUUAUUGCACCUGUGAGCACCUGUUUUUGUUAUACAAAUAUAUUUGCUUCACAAAAGCUUGUAAAACUUUAACUGUGAUUAAACCAUUGAUGAGAACCAAUCAGAGAAGUCUUCUCGUGACAUUUAAGCAUGAUUAAAAUGUAACGGGAUUUUGUGCAACCGGGCACACGUUAUCAACUUAGCUAUGAUUAAUAGGUAAUGUAUAAAGGCAUUAUUGAGUACCGUACAAAAUUAUUUAAAAUGAAAUGGUUUAAUACUGUAGACUAUAGUGAGGUCCACAUUAUAAUUGACAGUAUUUGAUUAACUUUGGUUUUGCUAUCCUUGUCUAUCAUUCUACAAAGCCGGUGGUA
Messenger RNA from Nilaparvata lugens (brown planthopper), 5563 nucleotides. RefSeq lists its product as uncharacterized. The coding region runs from base 40 to 468 and encodes 142 amino acids. NCBI's taxonomy places the organism in Eukaryota, Metazoa, Arthropoda, Insecta, Hemiptera, Delphacidae. The record is from RefSeq and is a predicted model, not a curated record. The transcript is spliced from 3 exons.